Molecule: messenger RNA, 933 nt
Organism: Knipowitschia caucasica
Lineage: Eukaryota; Metazoa; Chordata; Actinopteri; Gobiiformes; Gobiidae
Source: the annotation of a GenBank genome assembly
AUGACCAUAAAAGCAGCGCGUCAUGUCCCUCUUCCACCACCAGAGGGCACUGCUGUCUCUGGUCAUGUGACUGACUGCACCAAAAGCAUCGCUCUGUCCUCGUCUCCCGGCUCCAUCAGCAAGGACCUCCCAGAAACCGGUCUUUUCCAGGGCCUCUCUGUGGACCCCCAGAACCUGGACCUCUCUGUGGAACCCCAGGACCUCUCUUUGGACCACACCUGCCCCCAUGGCUUCUCUGUGGAACCACAGGACCAGGGCCUCCCUGUGGGCCCCCAAGACCAAGACCUCUCUGAGGGCCCCCAGAGCAGGUCGGAGCAAAGCCUGUCUGUUAUUGCCUCAGGCUCUGCCAUCAAUCUGUACAACUUUACUGUGGAACCAGCAGCAGGAGCCAAAAGCAAGGCACGACACAGCCAGGAGCCAGACAGGGGCCCGCAGUUCCCAGCAGAGCCGUGGUCCACAAACCUGUCCCAGAACCAGGCUCUGCAGCUGGGGUCACAGGCCACACACAUACCCUCUCAGGACGGAGCUGGAGAACACAUAAACUCACAUUUAGACGCCACCGGGGCAUCUGGGGCAUCUUGUCUUAGUCAACACCAUGAGGGAAGUGUUGGGGCAGAGUUGGAGGUUCAAUUCUUGCAGGAGGAAGUGGAAAACGCUCCCAAAAGCAGUGACAGAAACACAGGUCUGAACAGCCAGAUCCCUGUCGCCACUCAUCCAGAGAUCAGCCCAGACCAAGCCCAGAAUCAUGACUUUUCUCUGGGAAGCAAACGCACGGACGCCCUUCUGAGUCAUGGAGGUCCAGCCAGUCUUCGGCAAAUGUGCACCCAGAAGCAAGCCCCUCUGCCUGGAUGUGAAAGCGCAGACUCAGCCUCUUCCACAGGGACCUGGAUCCCCACGGGACAGUCCUACUCUAACCCCACCCCACACAGGUAA